GCGUGAAGGUAGCACGACACCCACAGGUGGCCUCCUCUCAUAGUCAGGGCGCUAAUCACGCUGCGACGCUGCGCUUUGGGGUUUCGCUGGGAAGCGCGUUAGCUAGCAGAGCUAACUAGUUUUCAGUUCACGUAGUUCAAUGAAAAAAGAGGCGUAGCAUUUGAGCUAAUAUUUUAGCGUAUUAGCUAGCCUGUUACAUCAUGGCGGCUGUUCGCAGUUUGCGGGUUUCUGUGAAACAUGAAAGCGCGUCGGACCGGUCGGAUUCCGACUCGGACUCUGACUCGGACCGGAAUGUUCGUGAAGCCGAGCCCAUGGAAGUUGAGGAGGGAGAACUCCAGCUGGAAUCAAUUCCUGUUCGCCGAAGUUUAAAGGAAUUGUUGCCGGACACGAGCCGGCGAUAUGAAAACAAGGCGGGCGCUUUUAUUACCGGAAUCGAUGUAACAUCCAAGGAAGCAAUUGAGAAAAAGGAAAAGAGAGCGAGGCGAUUCCACUUCCGUGCAGAGGACGAUGUGGCUCAGAGAAACGUGGUACUGGACAGAGAGCUUAUGAAAAAAGCAAUUCCUAAGAUCCGACUGGAGGCCUUGCACCUGAGUGGUGUGGAUGACAUGAGCACCCAGGAUGUGUUUAGCUACUUUCAAGAGUAUCCUCCAGCACAUAUCGAGUGGAUUGAUGAUGCAUCAUGUAACGUAGUCUGGCUGGAUGACAUAACUUCAUCCCGAGCUCUGAUUAACAUGAGCCGGAUGCCUGACAAAGAAGACUCCGACACUGCUGGCGCCAAAACCACUGACCUUCCAGUCCAAGAAGAGAGAGUGAGGCGAAAUCGUGGCACGGAUGAUGAUGAUGAUGAAGAGGAAGGGGAGGUUGAUGAUGUAGUGGUGAAGGCAGACAAAAGCAGUGAUGGCAGUGAAGGAAAAGCCAGUGACAGUGAGGAGGAAACGGAGAAAAAAACACCGGGAAGUUCCCAGACAGACCAGCUGUCUCAGGCAGAGCACGAGUCUCUGCUCCGGAAUGACCUGCGUCCCACGACCAAACCCUUCAAAGGAAACAAGCUGUUACUGCGUUUCGCUACACACGAUGAUAAAAAGGAGCUGGGUGCUGCGAGGCGAAGUCGAUACUAUAUGAAAUAUGGCAAUCCAAAUUAUGGGGGCAUGAAGGGCAUCCUGAGUAAUUCUUGGAAACGUAGGUAUCAUACCCGGAGAAUCCAGCGCGAUGUUAUAAAGACCAAAAAGUCCUUAAUAGGAGACAGUAUGGGACACACCCCACCGUACACACACCGACAUUCAGCAGAUUUGGUGAAUCUACCAGAGGAGCCCAUAGAAGAGGAAGAGGAGGAGGAGGAGGAGGAGGAUGGAGAGGAAGACAUGGACGCCGAUGACCGAGUCGUUGAAUAUAAAGACCGGGAGCGAGGGGCGCAACUCGGCGAAGGGGGCCUUCGUAGCCGCCUUGGGGGCUCGUUCUCUGGGUCCUCGGAUUCAGAUGAGAUGGACUACGACCUAGAGCUGAAGAUGAUCUCAACACCUUCACCUAAAAAGAGCAUGAAGAUGACCAUGUACGCAGACGAGGUUGAGAAUAACCUUAAGACCAUCAGAAAUUCCAUUCGGAGUGAUUCAGGCUCAUCUAGCAGCGGUAUACGGAGUCGCAUUGGUAGUGGUGUGACCAAACCUACCUCAGAAAAAGUGAUGGAUGUCAGGCAGUUACUGGAGGAGAAAAGACAGGGCCUUUCACAACAGAGGACACACUCUCCAGUGGCCUCCACUGGAAAGACAGAUGUGAGACAGAGGUUGGGCAAAAGGCCGCACACUCCAGAAAGGCACCGAUCUGUCUCUCCUGUCCCUCCGAGAAACGCAGCCACUCGUAGAGAGCCUCUCACUGAUGUUCACAGCAGACUCGGGACGACUAAACAUGAAUCACGGGGCCUCUUCUCAGAGCCCACCAAAGACAAAAAGUCAGGUGGUCUGUGGAGCCGGCUCGGACCCUCAAAUAAAGACAGCCAAAGCGACGGCAAGCUUUCUGGUAGGCUAGGGAGCAGUGUGGCAUCCUCACGUGGGAGCCGGCAGAGGGAUGAAGCGGACUCUGACGGAGGCGAUGAAUCCGAGGAAGAAGAUGAAGAUUCACAGCUGCAGAAGAUGUGGGGGGCGAUGAUCAAGCAGAAGGAACAGCGGUCCAACAAAAUGAAGAAAAGCCGGUUGGACAACCUUCCGUCACUGCAAAUCGAGAUCAGCCGAGACAGCAGCAACGGCUCUGACAGUGACUCUUGAGAUGGAAUGAGAGACUGAAACUAGAGGGAUAAGGUGGAAAAGAGAGGAAAUAAAAUGCUGCUGACUUGUUGAAAAGAUACUUUCAAGUAGAUAGCUUCACUCUCUAGUCAUUAGUCCAUACAAGGAUCCUGCCAACAUCCUUUCUUGUUUUCUCUCUUUCUCUAAACGCACCUAACAGACUUGACUCAGAAAGAGUUCCCUGCCAAAAAAAAGUGAAUACUAGAGUUUGUUUUUGUCUAAAAAAGGGUCACAGAUUGGGCCCUUCUUUAAAGGAGCAGUUUGUAAUUUUUAGAGCAAAUUUCACUUGCAAUGGAAACACUGAGAAGCAUACACCUUCCACUGCAUGGCAAUGUUGCAAAUCAGUUUUUUUUUUCUCUUUAUAACUAUAUGAUUUGUACAGGUCUAGAAAAACAUUUAAAAAUUACAAGCUGCACCUUUUAAAUGUUUGGGAUUGGCUGUGGUAUGUACAAGACCCAUGUACUGUAUGUUUUAUGGUGAUGCACCAGGUAAAGAAUAAUGUUGCAUCUAAAACAAGCAAAACACUGCAGUGUCUCUAGUAAGUAGUUUUAUGAAUAUAUUUGUCAGUAUCAGCAGGUAGUGUUGCCAUCUGACAGCUCCAGAGUCCCUAGUUCAAUCCUGAGUGUGGGUUACUGUUGGGAUGGAGUUUUAUAUGUUCUUCCCCAGGUUUUCCUUUCCCUUCCCAAAAACAUGCCAGUCAGUGGAUCGACAAUUCUAAAUUGCCCCAGGUGUGAAUGAGCUUGAACAUGGUGUCCUGUGACUGAGUGGAUGUAUUCCUACCCUUGCCCAGUGUUCCUGGGAUAAACUGUAGAUUCGCCACGACCUUGACCAGGAUAAAAUGGUUACUGAAGACACAUGAAUAAAUCUUGAUUUGUGUUAAGAUUACUAAAAUUGAUCUUUGUAAAUGCGUUAGGUUUUUUGUUGUCAGGAAUUGGCUUGGGAUAUACAGAUUUUCACUGGUGCACACCAUUCAGAUCAGGGAUGGGUAACUAGUCUGGAGCACCAGAGUCCAGCGAACUUGGUUUUCCUGUUUACACUCGAAGUCAGAGAAACGACCUACUUUGGCUGGACUCUGACCCUCCAGUACCACAGCAUCCAUUUGCAUCCCUGACAGAGGUGCGUGCACUAAGUAAACCCAUGUUGAUUGGUGCUGUGUUGCAAAUUCGGGACUGAAGGUGGUUCACCAUAUUGUAGCCAAUGAAUCAUUUUUCAAAAAAAAAAAGUGGUCUACAUUCCCAUACAGUAUGUGGUCAAUCAGCUCAUCAAGCAGAGAGAAUAUACUGUAUGUGCAAAUAAACAUCUUUUUACAUAA
Messenger RNA from Ictalurus furcatus (blue catfish), 3588 nucleotides. It is a transcript of the gene ncbp3, whose product is annotated as nuclear cap binding subunit 3. Gene Ontology annotation, cellular component: nucleus; cytosol. The transcript is spliced from 13 exons. The record is from RefSeq and is a predicted model, not a curated record. Lineage: Eukaryota; Metazoa; Chordata; Actinopteri; Siluriformes; Ictaluridae. Bases 201 to 2258 code for a protein of 685 amino acids. Gene Ontology annotation, molecular function: RNA 7-methylguanosine cap binding; mRNA binding.